Molecule: messenger RNA, 2864 nt
Organism: Andrographis paniculata
Lineage: Eukaryota; Viridiplantae; Streptophyta; Magnoliopsida; Lamiales; Acanthaceae
Product: exocyst complex component EXO70A1-like
Exons: 1
Coding region: 617-2587 (656 amino acids)
Biological process (GO): exocytosis
Cellular component (GO): exocyst
Molecular function (GO): phosphatidylinositol-4,5-bisphosphate binding
Source: RefSeq, a predicted model, not a curated record
GUCGUCGUUUGCUCUCUGAUUUUCAACUUUUGUUAUUAAUAAUCAGGCUGCGAUUCCAAUGAAAUCUUCGUCUGGGUAAAGAUUUGAUUCCACGUUUAGAAGGAAAAGCUAAGGAGAUUAUCGGCAGAAAAAGAGCAGUUAAUUGCUGCUCAGCGAUUGAUUCCUUGGAUUUGAGCUUGCAGGAGUUGUUGGGUAAAAACCAGAUUUUGGAGGCAAUUUGAAUCAACUUAUUCGAAAAUAACGUACUAUUGCUUGACUGAAUGAUCGCUUAUUUGAAUUAUUGCUAUAUAUUUGCGUUGUGUUCAUGAGACUUCCUUUGUUCUCUCGUCAUGCUUGUGUUUUUUACCCCACUUCCGUUUUUCUGGUGUUUUCGGCUGAGUUGAUUUUCUAGCAAAUUAGACAGUUGUUGCCAUUUUUUUUGUCUGCAGUCGGAAUUAGCUGUGAUAUUUUGGUGAGGAGACGAUGGUUGUUGAUUGUUAGGGAUCGAAAUUUCCUUUGAUUCUGAGCUGAAAGGGUUGGAAUUUGAGAAAUUAUGCACAAAUUGUUUUGAAGUUUUUGUUUGAAUUUUGAACUUACCAUUUGGAUUGAUAAGCUGUUUUUGAAUGACUGCUAACAAAUGGAUAAACGCAUAGAAAAUUUGAUAUCUGCUAAGAAGUUGUUAAAUUCCAGUUUAAGAAAAUCUAGAUCAUUCGGAUCAUCCAUAGAAAAAUCUUGCUCUAGAUUAGAUGAGAUUAACCAUAGGCUGUUAUCUAUAGAACUAUCCGUUGGACCGGUGCAAGCUCCGAAAGAUACUCUUCUUUCUGUGUCUGCUUGUGUAAAUAGAUCUGUGGUUCCAGCAGCUUCAGUUCUUAAGGUUUUUGAUGCAAUCCAUGGCCUUGAAAGGUCAUUGUCCGAUCCCCAAUCUGAUCUUCCGGGAUAUCUUAGUGUGCUUAAACGUCUGGAAGAAGCAUUGAAGUUCUUGGGGGAGAAUUGUGGAAUGGCAAUUCAAUGGUUGUUUGAUAUAGCCAAGUGUUUGGAGGAUCAUAAAGUGAUGGAUGGGGGAUUCGUUUUGCGUUUGAACAGGUCUUUGGAGAGUCUCCGAGAACUGGAAUCAGGUGAAGAGAAUGACUGUCUUGACGGUGGAUUGCUUCAAGUUGCAUUAGACCGACUGGCGAAAGAGUUCAGACGGCUAUUGUCUGAAUAUAGCAUUCCACUACAUAUGCCAUCUCCUGCCUCGACUGGCCACGAUGAGCGAGCUUCCAUUGAACUGUCGCCUUUGCCUGUGGCUGUGAUACAGAAGCUGAAAGCUAUUUUGAGGAGAUUGAUUGCUAACAGAAGACUUGAAAGCUGUAUAUCCAUUUAUAUUGAGGUUCGGAGUUCUAAUGCGCAGGACAGUUUGCAAGGCCUCGAUUUGGAGUAUCUCAACAUGCCAGUCUCCGAAUUCAAUAGAGCUCCGAACAUAGAUGUUUACAUAUCUCAAUGGAGCAAGCAUUUGGAGUUUGUGGUUCAACAUUUGCUUGAAGCUGAGUACAAACUUUGCAGUGAUGUGUUCGAAAGAGCUGGAUCGAAUGUGUGGAAGAACUGUUUUGCUGAAAUAGCCGGACAGGCCGGAAUUCUCGGAUUCUUACAGUUUGGCAGAACUGUUACUGAUAGUAAGAAAGACCAGAUGAAGCUACUGAAACUGCUGGACAUCUUUGCUUCCCUAACUAAACUCAGAUCGGAUUUCAACCGUCUCUUUAGCGGAGAUGCCUGUGCCGAGAUCCAAAACCUGACCCGGGAUUUGAUCAAGAGAGUCAUUGAAGGCGCUUGCACGAGUUUCCGGGAGCUUCGGGUUCAAGUCGAACAGCAAAGACACGCCCCACCUCCUCCCGACUGCAGUAUUCCGAAAGCUGUAAGUUCCACAACAGAUUAUUGCAACAAACUUCUUGGAGAUGACUACAAGCCGAUUCUUACACAAGUUCUGGUCAUCGAAAGAAGCUGGAAGCGCGAAAAGUAUCGAGAGAGGUUUCUUUUCGAUGACAUUGUUAUCUUGAUUAAAGUUGUCGAGCAAAACUUGGAAGCAUGGUCCAAAAGCUACGACAACGCCUGGCAAACGUAUCUGUUCCUGAUGAACAAUCACUGGCACUUGUACAAAAAUCUGAAGGGCACCGAAGUCGGGAGCCUUCUAGGAGAUUCUUGGCUAACCGAGCAUGAACAGUACAAGGAGUAUUAUUUAUCCAUGUUCGUGCGUGAGAGUUGGGGAAAGCUCCCGGCGCUGUUGAGCCGGGAAGGGCUGAUCUUGUUCACGGGAGGGCGUGAAACUGCUCGUGAUCUUGUCAAAGAACGGUUGAGACUUUUCAAUAAAGCGCUCGAUGAAACAUAUAGGAAACAAUCGCAUUGGGUUGUUACAGAUGAAGAUUUACGCGAGAGAAUUCGCCAUGUUGUAAUUCAGACCGUUGUGCCUGUUUAUCGCAGCUACAUGCAGAGUUACGGGGCGUUGGUAGAACAGGAGAUGGAUGCCGGGAAAUAUGUGAAGUACACGGUCCGUUCCCUGGAAAAAAUGUUGGGCGCUCUUUUCCAUCCGAGCAAGCCGAGUGCCGGAUUCAACACAGGCAAUGUGGAUCGGUGAUAGUGGUGACGUUUUCACUGUGGAUUCGAUUCGAUGCUUGCUCUAGUGUAAUUUCAAUGUUACUGGUAAUCUUCUUCAAGUUUAAAAAUCUUUGUUUAUAAUUUUAGAAACAUGUUCAUAUAGCUAAAAUCAAUGCUUCAGUCUUCGAUUGUUGAAGGGAUGCAUCAAAGGUAAUUAAAUUCAAUAAUUAAGAAAGUUUACUUAAUUAUUGGCUUGUAUAUUUUGUACCUUGUCGGAUGAAUUGAGGUUAAUACAGCACAAUUACCACUUUUUGUUA